UACUAGACUCAAAGUCGGUUCAAUUAAAGUAAACAAACCGAGUUUAAGAACACAACUUCGACUGUCCCGUGGAAGAUACAGUUUUAAAUGUUCGAAUUCCGAAGUAGAAGAAGAUGAAGUGAUUGAUUAGAUUGAAAUCGAUCACAUCUCUGUAGCAAAAACCAUCUCUCUCUCUCGCCUGCAAAGUUUUCUCCUUUUCAAGCCGAACGACCCACUUCGGGAAUCUUCAUCUUUCUACGUGUUUUCUCUGCUAAUGUAUCUGUGGGUUCGACUUCAGUAAAAAGCUUCACCAGCCAUGGAUUUCGUCAGGGGUUUUUGGAGGAAGCAUAGAAGGAAGGUCUUGGUGACUGCUGGUUGUUUAGGAAGUGGGUAUUUGCUCUACAAACUAUACAAUUCCCAUACUCGUAGGCUUGCUGAUUUGGAACGAGAACUAGCUCACGAGCGUGAAAAUGACGAAAUCAUCAAAACGCAAAUGAAAGCACAUUUCGAGAGUAUUCAGAUGAUUGUAGAUUCGACCACACUGCCUCACGCCAUUCAGUAUUUGAGUAUCCGUAUAAGCGAGGAGAUCGAUGUCUCGUAUGUUAUGGACAGACUGGACAAAGGGAAAGGAAUGUUGAGUUCACCUGAGAAGCUUCAGCUCUGGGACGAGCUCAAGAUUUUGAGUUUCACGAGGAUGGUUUUGUCUCUGUGGUCUGUCACAAUGCUUAGCUUAUACAUUAGGGUUCAAGUCAACAUUUUAGGCAGACAUUUGUAUGUUGACACCGCACGAGCUCUUGGCAGCUCUCAUAUCCUUGAAGAGUUAGAUCUCAUUGAUAGAGAUGAUGAACAGAAGUUUUUGUCAAGUGCUGAUUUUCUUGUCACCAAUGCAAUGCCAAGUUUGAUUUCAGAUAUGCAGGGUGCAGUCGAGGAAGUCCUUAGAGGAAAGCAGUUGAAGGAUGUAAUUACCACAAGAGUUCUUCAAGAAACCGUGAUGCGGGUUUUAGAAGUGUUUAUGAGCACUGGAAGUCCACAUCACUGGGUUGAUUAUUUAAUGAUGCCUCAAGACACAAAGCUUUCAGGAACCACAAGCGGCUCUUCUGAUGAAACAGUGUCCAAGUUUCAUCAACUCAUGGUUGAGACCCGAGAAGUACUCAUCAACACUGAAUUCACAAAUAUAGUGGAAAUUUCGCUCAAGUGUUUCACGGAUGCGUUGGUAGAGGAAAUGGAAACGCAGACUAUAGCGGGCGGUUUGGCUACAGGGAAACCAUUGGCAAAGGUCUUACCACACAUUGAGAAAACAAUGAAUGUGAUUACAGCUGAACCAAGCAAGAACCGGUUCUUACAAAUCAUCAGAGAUCUGCCUGAAGUUAAACUCUUUUUUGCUCUUUUAUACGCUAAUAUGCCGCAAUAGCAACUUUUGUUUGUUCUCUUAGCAAUUCCCCAAAGUGUUCGCGAUUUGCUUUCUCUUUUUGGGGUCUUAUUAGUUUGAAAGAAUGCAGGAAUUUUUGUGUUUUGAGCUUGUAGAAUCAAAGUUGAUUUGUUUUCUUUUUUU
This is a messenger RNA of Arabidopsis lyrata subsp. lyrata, 1531 nucleotides long. Its product is annotated as peroxisome biogenesis protein 3-2. NCBI's taxonomy places the organism in Eukaryota, Viridiplantae, Streptophyta, Magnoliopsida, Brassicales, Brassicaceae. Gene Ontology annotation, biological process: protein import into peroxisome membrane. The record is from RefSeq and is a predicted model, not a curated record. The transcript is spliced from 7 exons. Gene Ontology annotation, cellular component: peroxisomal membrane. The coding region runs from base 296 to 1390 and encodes 364 amino acids. Gene Ontology annotation, molecular function: protein-macromolecule adaptor activity.